Messenger RNA from Trifolium pratense (red clover), 1642 nucleotides. RefSeq names its product dof zinc finger protein DOF3.6-like. Bases 206 to 1108 code for a protein of 300 amino acids. NCBI's taxonomy places the organism in Eukaryota, Viridiplantae, Streptophyta, Magnoliopsida, Fabales, Fabaceae. The record is from RefSeq and is a predicted model, not a curated record. The transcript has 2 exons. Gene Ontology annotation, molecular function: DNA-binding transcription factor activity; DNA binding. Gene Ontology annotation, biological process: regulation of DNA-templated transcription.
ACAAAAAGAAUAAUAAGAAUAACCACAAAGAAAAAACUAGAUAAAGCCUCUUCUUGCUUUCCUCCUUCCUCCAUCUUCACUUUAAUGCUUUAUUACUUUCUUAGCUCUGCUAUUCCACUAUAGUGUGAUUCUCCACCAUCUCCCUAAAGAGCCAUCAAACUUUAUUAAAGAGAAAAAAAAUAAAAACGCAAAAGGAUUGAACACCAUGGUUUUCUCUUCUAUUCCAUCUUAUUUAGAUCCUCUCAAUUGGCAGCAACAACCAAAUCAACAUCAGUUGCUUCCACCACUAUCCUCACAGCCACAUGGUGCUGGCUCAAUAAUCAGGCCUGGUUCGUUACCGGAUCAAGCUCAAGUUCAAGCUCAGGAAGUUCAAACAGGACAGGCUCAGGCUCAGGCUCAGCAAGGUAAGUUACCACCACCGUCAGAAACAGCUUUAAAGUGUCCUCGUUGUGAAUCAACCAACACAAAAUUUUGUUACUACAACAACUAUAACUUGUCUCAACCAAGACACUUUUGCAAGACGUGUAGGCGUUAUUGGACGAGAGGGGGUGCGUUAAGAAAUGUUCCUGUUGGUGGAGGGUGUCGUAGAAGCAAAAAGACCAAAAAGAGUACUAGUACUACUACUACACCCUCCAAAUCAAAUGAUAAAGAAUAUUCAACAAGUGCAAUCCAUUCAACUACUUCAAACCCUCAUGGUGAUCAAUUUUUACAUCCAACUAGCAGAAAUUACUUGAACAUGUCAUCACUUCAGAAUCUGAACCGGUUCGGUGUUGGAAACAUGUUUCAAAUGGGAGAUUAUAGCUCAAAUACCGGUGGAGGAGAAGGCGGAGUUGUAGAUCAGUGGCGAUUUCAACAAUUUCCUUUCAUGAAUAAUGGUUUUGAGUCAAGUUCAAAUGUUUCUUUCCCAUUUCAAAGUGAAAUUAUUGAACCACAAACUUCGUCUAGGGUUACUACUCAGAUACCUACAUCGAUUAAAUCGGAAUAUAACGGAGGUUUGAAUUUGCUAAGAUCUCCUCUUAGCUUCUCACAAAAUAACAACCAUUACAACAAUUCAUCAUGGACUGAUAUUUCUGGUCUCGCAACUUCUUCCACUAGUCGUCUCAUGUAAUCAUUUGUGCACUGCUAGAAAAAGUUGAAUUAUCGACGAGAAUUAGAGAUUGGAAUUUUUUUUUUAAAUUGAUCUCUAAUUUUGACAUCUCUAAUUAAUACUUAGAGAAAAAAAUUAGAGAAGGUUAUGUUUUUUUCUCUCUCUAAUUAUCCGUUGCUAAUUCAACUUUUUUUAAUAGUGUGUCUAUGGUUAAAUCUUCCAUUGCCGAUCUCUAAAUCCUGGGCAUCAUCUUUGACAGAUCAUAUAGAAAAUGAAUUUGUCCAGCUGAACAACAUGAUUUGCAAGUUCCAUUGUCUUCAAGAUGGCGAAAAGUAAGAGAAAUUAACACAGGCAUGGUAGGUGAAAAUGGUUUUGUUGUUGUAUAUUUUCAUUUUCAUUGUCAUUGAUUAAUUGUUUUAUGUUUAUGCAUGGAGUGUGUUUCUUGUGUACUACUAUUCGAACUUAAUUUCUUUAAUUUGUAAAACAAUGUGUGCUUGUAGUAAUCAUCAACUAUAUUAUGUGAUUGCAUUCCCAAGUUAUGAUAUUAUUAUUAUU